Molecule: messenger RNA, 1029 nt
Organism: Kuraishia capsulata CBS 1993
Lineage: Eukaryota; Fungi; Ascomycota; Pichiomycetes; Pichiales; Pichiaceae
Exons: 1
Coding region: 1-1029 (342 amino acids)
Source: RefSeq, a predicted model, not a curated record
AUGGAGUCAAUACCAGCCCAGCAGCUAAAGACAUUGAAUUUCAGGUCUCUAGUUCCUCCGUUAGUCCACAACGAGUUGAGUAAGCCUUCUAUGGUGGUAUACCAAACUGCAACAACGCGGCGUCGCGAGGCCAGAUCAGAUGAAACAUCCUCAAACUGGCAGGACAUUCUCAACGAGUCAUAUUUGCUUGAUUUACCGCCCCCACCAAUGUGCUACGGUGAAGACAAGAAGUUUCUGGUGGAAUUUGCCAAAUCGUUCGCCAUCAGACAUGGCUACAAAUUGGUAGUUAACAAGAACGACGGCAGAAGGUGUAUUCUACUUUGCGAUCAACAUGCCGUAAAGAAGAAUGCAUCAAAGUCAGACUCUGUUGGAUGCUCUUUCAGAGUGGAAUUACAAUUCAAGACCAAAAAGAGGUACUGGCUGCUGAAACCUAUUAAGCCCAGACAUGGUGCUCACGGGAUACGACGUGGUUCGGAUUUCUGUACCAGCGAUAGCCACCUGGAUUGUGCUUUUGAAGUUGGACUGAACAAGUCAGACAUUCCAAUGGACGAUCUCCCGGUAAUAUCAAGGGAAAAGUACGUUCUGAACAAGCCUAUAGCCGACGAUACUGAGAUAGACGAGGUGUUGAGGAACGCAAUAGCCCCGCCUCUUACAUUCUAUCAGGACAAAAAGAGUAAUAAUAUUGAGACAGAUGAACACAGAACGGAAAUCGAUGUCGGAAUGAGUUUGAAGGUUGUUGUUAAGGGUCAGAACUCGGAUCUGAGUAGAUUGGCUUUCAAAGUGAUAGAGAAGUUAAGCUUCAAGCAAUGGGAGCUAUGGCCACGCAUUCCCGUCGAAUGCUCUUUUGUGCCUAUCAAUCCUAGGAAUUCUGACCUGAUAAUAGAGAUAAGCUGCUUUGACGAAACAGAGAGAUCUUUCAGCUUCGAUUAUGUUCCAGACCAGCUAGACUACGAACUGGAUAAGAUCAAGGGCGAGAUCGUCUCUAUGGUAUCUGCGAGGACAAAAAUUCCUGUCUGGCGUCUGAGCUAA